GAGGCAUGUUUCGGAGUGAAAGAGGAGGAUGGGGAGAUUACUGUCACAUUGGAAGAAGAAGAGGAUGAAACUGGAUAUCUGGGCCCGGUUUCCCAAAGGCAUGUUAUGGCAUCCAAUGGUUCUAACGUUGAACGGGCCCUGGUUAACACUAGAGAGAGACGGGACUAUCGUGGAUCCUCUGGGGAACCUCAACAACAUCAUGAUGCUGAGGAGGCAGAGAAGAGUCUCUCCAGAUCAGAACUCCUCAAGAAACACCAGCAGAGACCCACAGGGAAGAAAUCCAACUGCUGCUCUGAAUGUGGGAAGAGAUUAAACUCUAAAGUAGACCUUAAAAUACAUCAAAGAAUUCACACAGGAGAGAAAUCUUUUGGCUGUGAUCAAUGUGGGAAGACAUUUAUUCGGCUACAAACCCUGAAAUCACACCAGAGAAUACACACUGGAGAGAAACCUUAUAGCUGUAAUCAAUGUGGGAAGAGUUAUACUCAGCUAAUCAGCCUGAUAGUACACCAGCGGACACACACAGGAGAGAAACCUUAUAGCUGUAAUCAAUGUGAGAAGAGCUUUACUACAUCUAGCUAUCUAACUAUACACAAGAGAACACACACAGGAGAGAAACCAUUUAGCUGUGAUCAAUGUGGGAAGAGUUUUACUCAGCUAAACAACCUGAUAGUACAUCAGCGGACACACACAGGAGAGAAACCUUAUAGCUGUGAUCAAUGUGGGAAGAGUUUUACACAGCUAAACAACCUGACAGUACACCAGCGGACACACACAGGAGCGAAAUCUUAUGGCUGUGAUCAAUGUGGAAAGAGUUUUACUGCGUCAAGCUCCUUGAUAGUCCACCAGAUAACACACACAGGAGAGAAAUCUUAUAGUUGUAAUCUAUGUGGGAAGAGUUUUACUAGGUCUAGCUGUCUAACUUUACACCAGAGAACACACACAGGAGAGAAACCUUUUAGCUGUAAUCAAUGUGGGAAGAGUUUUACUAGGUCUAGCUGUCUAACUAUACACCAGCGAACACACACAGGAGAGAAACCUUUUAGCUGUGAUCAAUGUGGGAAGAGUUUUACUACAUCUAGCCAGCUGACAUUACACCUGAGAACACACACAGGAGAGAAACCUUAUAGCUGCGAUCAAUGUGGGAAGAGUUUUACUACAUCUAGCCAGCUGACUUUACACCUGAGAACACACACAGGAGAGAAACCUUAUAACUGUGAUCAAUGUGGGAAGAGUUUUACUCGGUCAAACAGCCUGAUGUCACACCAGAGAAUACACACUGGAGAGUUACCUUAUAGCUGUGAUCAAUGUGACCAGAGAUACCUUGAUAAAAGAUCUCUGAUGAAACAUCAUAAAAUACAUGCAUGAAGGAGUUGUUUCCUGAUAUCAAUGAAAUGUCACAAUGUAGAAUGGUUUAACAUUGUAGUAGGAGUAUUUCAAUAACCUCACAACGUUUCAACAGCAUGUACAACCUGAUUUUCCCCAAACUCGAUUUCAGUGAUGUAUUGCUACUUGUCAAAACAGCAGCAUUUCUGGUGCUGGUGCAGUUUAUAAGGAGCUUGUUUAAAAGUAAUAUGAUUAUUGUGGCAGAUGUUUGUGUAUACAUAGCGCUUUUUAUGUUUAGGUUUUCAAUAUAUCACAACUGUCUCUGCAUAACAUUGGUUAUUGAUUUCGACACGUUAAAGCUGGGGCCAUCCCACCUAGCAAAAUGUAAUUGAAAAGAAGACUAUGCCCGACUUCCAAACACAUUCGGUUUGAGUAUUUUCGGGUCAUUUUUUCAAUUACUCGAAAAAACUUUUUUUCAACGUACUUGCAGCCUAUUCACAUGGACGCAGUAUAAUAAAUUAGUCUAUAAUUAAUUUUAUUAACAAUGUGACAUCACUCCAGUAUUUCCUGACAACAUUCAAGUGCUAAUGGUCUUUAUUCCACUACUGAAGAAGCAUGUCUCAAAUCACCUCAUAUUUCAAACAUCCAGCCUGACAAAAGAUACAUGUUUUAUUAUUCUAUGCCUCACCACUAAGUGAAUUAUUGUCAAUACAUAUUAACAAAGGGGUGUACAUUUAGUUUUGAUAUUUCAUAUUUACAAUUCAUGUACCAUUUAGUAAUCGUAAUUAUUUAUGCAACCAACUGACAAUUUUGGGGUGCAAUUAUAUUGACAUUGUUGCCCUGCUUUUAAAAUAUCAGGGUUUAUUCUCAGAUGUGCCAAACCAAAUGUACUAGAGCAUGACAUUGGGGACUGGGCCCCGAUCCAACAACGUGCCUAUCGAGUGAACCCUGAAAAGAGAGACAAGCUCUGCAGUGAGAUGGAAAGUUAACACAGAUAUUGCAAAAGUUUAUACUUGAAAUCAUACUGUCUGUGGUAAGGACAACUUGGUUGCUGAUUGUCUCUGGGGUUGUCAGUCAAAAUGUCCGUCAAAAAUAUUUGUUUUGCAUUUAGCCAGUGCGUUACCAUGGAUCACAAUUUAUUUUUGACACACUUUUCCAUAUUGGACAUGGGUUUUAUCUCUUAUUCUUUUCUGUAUUUUAGGGGGACGAGAGUUCAAGAAGCAAGUGAGUUUGAGGAACACGAGAGUUCUAGAAACUAGUCAGUUUUAGGAUUCUAUAGAAAGAAAAAGGAGAAAAGAUACAAUUGUAUAUUAUUAUUUAGAAAUGUGUUUUUUGUUUUUAACUGAGGACAGCCAGUAGACACAAUGUUUAUAUUGUAGAAGGUGAAGCGUUGCAGUUGAUUAUAAUGUGAAAUGGAAGUUGUUCUCUGUUGGUGGUAAGAAACUUGUUCAACAAAAAUAUAGGAUAUAUUUGUUGUCUUAAGGUGGAAGGUGUUACAGGCUUUGGUUUUUCCAUUAAUGUUUUGAGGUUGGA
This is a messenger RNA of Oncorhynchus tshawytscha (Chinook salmon), 2856 nucleotides long. Its product is annotated as zinc finger protein OZF-like. Gene Ontology annotation, biological process: regulation of transcription by RNA polymerase II. Gene Ontology annotation, molecular function: DNA-binding transcription factor activity; RNA polymerase II cis-regulatory region sequence-specific DNA binding. The record is from RefSeq and is a predicted model, not a curated record. Lineage: Eukaryota; Metazoa; Chordata; Actinopteri; Salmoniformes; Salmonidae. The transcript is spliced from 2 exons. Bases 106 to 1365 code for a protein of 419 amino acids.